CUGAAAAUGGUAAUAAAAACGUAGUCGCUCUGUACACAGACCCAACGUUACUGCUGCCACCAAGACGCCAUUCAUCUGGUCGUCUCCCUCUGCCUCUCUCGUUCUCCCACCCUCUCUCAGUCUCCCUGAUCUCAAUAACCCUAUUAACAUUGAAUUCUACCUCUCACCACCACCUUCCACCCCCCCGGUCUCGGUUUCUCGGAAGGAAUCAGCUAAACGUUGUCGUCUUCGCCUUCUUCGGGUAGCAAAGCGGCACAGAAUACUCUUUGGGACUUUUUUCAGGUAUGGGGGUUUAAGGAUUUUGGAGGAGGCCCGUUUGGUUUCCGAAAAAAAUGUGGUAAAAGGGUAAAAGAGGAAUCGGGAUUGUGUCUCGAAAUUCUUUGUAGCUGGGAUUCGAGAGAACAGUAAUGGCCGAGCCUCUACUGUGUAAAGUGUGGCCUACUGUUGAUGAUGGAAUAGUUCGAUAGGAAAUUCUCGUUUGUAUUGAAGGCUACAUGUCUCUUUUUUGAUUUGAGUUUUUGAAGAUGAACAUUUGAAUUUGGAGAAUAUAUGCUGCCUCUGUAUAAGAAGUGAGCCCCACUUUGGUGCCUUGAGAUUAGUUUUUCCAUGGAAAGCUCUGAUGAUGAAAAGGAUGGAAUCCUUGGGAAUUACAUUCCAACAGAACUGACAAGUGUUUUGGCAUCCAGUGGAGUAAAAUUUGUGGAUCAAGUACUGAAUGGGCAAAAUGAACUUUGUUUGGAAAAUUUUCGAAUGGAUAAGCAUGUAUUUUACAAGUUGUGCGACAUUUUGCAAGCGAAAGGCUUGCUGCGCCACACAAAUCGAAUCAAGAUUGAGGAGCAAUUAGCCAUUUUCAUGUUCGUAAUUGGCCAUAAUCUACGAACACGAGCUGUCCAAGAGUUAUUCCGAUAUUCAGGAGAAACCAUUAGCCGCCAUUUCAAUAAUGUUUUGAAUGCAAUUAUGGCAAUUUCAUUAGAUUUCUUUCAACCUCCGGGUUCAGAUGUACCACCUGAGAUUUUGGAAGACCCAAGAUUUUAUCCAUACUUUCAGGAUUGUGUGGGAGCCGUUGAUGGGAUCCAUAUUCCAGUUAUGGUAGGUGUAGAUGAGCAAGGACCUUUCCGCAAUAAGAAUGGCAUGCUUUCACAAAAUGUUCUGGCAGCUUGCUCAUUUGAUCUAAAGUUCCAUUAUGUCCUAGCGGGCUGGGAAGGCUCAGCAUCAGAUUUGCAAGUCCUAAAUUCUGCACUGACAAGGCGGAAUAAACUGCAGGUCCCUAAAGGUAAAUACUACCUUGUGGACAACAAGUAUGCAAAUAUGGCAGGUUUCAUUGCCCCGUAUCCUGACGUUCCCUAUUACUUAAAGGAAUAUCCGAUUGGCUAUCAACCACAAGAUGUCAGAGAGCUAUUUAACGAACGGCACUCGCUGUUACGAAAUGCCACUGAUCGCACAUUUGGCGCUUUGAAGGCACGAUUCCCUAUAUUGAUGUCUGCUCCUCCAUACCCAUUACAAACACAGGUGAAAUUGGUCGUGGCAGCAUGUGCAAUACACAAUUACAUCCGUAGGGAGAAACCAGAUGAUUGGAUCUUUAGAAUGUAUGAACAAGAAGGUACUAUAUUCGAGGAUUCAUUGCCUCCUUUAGAUGUGGAACAACCCAUUAUGCAUAUCGACACCCAAGCUCCGGACAUUGGUGUUGAAACGGAACAACUAGAAAUUUCUUCACAACUGCGAGACUCUAUAGCAACCGAAAUGUGGAAUGACUAUAUCCAUGAUUUUUCAGCCAUGUAAAUUGUCUUAUUUUGGCAAUAGUUUUCAGGCUAGGAUUGAAAAUAUUUCAGGAUCAAGAACCGUAUGAAGGUUUUGAAUGUGAUUUUCAUGAUGUACAUUGGCCUUGUUCAUACAAAGAAAAUAGAUCAGUAGAUCAUACUUCUCAAACAUUGCACUA
Messenger RNA from Carya illinoinensis, 1936 nucleotides. Its product is annotated as putative nuclease HARBI1. The record is from RefSeq and is a predicted model, not a curated record. Bases 607 to 1779 code for a protein of 390 amino acids. The transcript has 5 exons. NCBI's taxonomy places the organism in Eukaryota, Viridiplantae, Streptophyta, Magnoliopsida, Fagales, Juglandaceae.